Molecule: messenger RNA, 2306 nt
Organism: Actinia tenebrosa (Australian red waratah sea anemone)
Lineage: Eukaryota; Metazoa; Cnidaria; Anthozoa; Actiniaria; Actiniidae
Product: mucin-like protein
Source: RefSeq, a predicted model, not a curated record
AAGACUUGUUCGUUUAACGAGAAAGUAAUUCUUGCGCAGAGUCUUUGGUUGCCAUGGUUUGGUGUCGUUAGUAACUACUUGAACUGGAAGUUAUGCAUUAUCUUGGGCUUAUUAAUCUGAUAGCGUUGAUUUACACGCAUCCACGUCUGAUCCUCACCUUUUACACCGUGUUCAACCGCACGCCGAAAGACAACCGAAGAACGCCUUAUAGAUACAUUAGGUUUUCAAAUGCCAAGAAUAUCUGUUUUACAGAUCUUUACUUUUUCGUUAUUGAUCAGUGCCUGUGUAUUUGUCGCCAAUCAUGUAGCAAGAUAUCUUUUACGAGUGGAUGGUGGAUACUCCGAGUGGUCUGGCUUCAAUGAGUGUUCACGCACUUGUGGGGGUGGGAUACGAUUACGGAGACGAGAAUGUUCCAAUCCCUAUCCAAGACUAGGAGGACGUAACUGUUCCUCAUUAGGAAAACCCAUCCAAGUGUUCAAAUGCAACAGAAACCCGUGUCCAGUAAAUGGAGGUUAUGGAAGCUGGUUAUCUUUUGGACCAUGUUCAGUGACAUGUGGUGAUGGAUACAAACAAAGGCGACGACACUGUAAUCAUCCUUUACCAAAAUAUGGAGGAAAAACAUGCAAAGAAAUGGAGCUUGGGGACGAUACAGAAGCAGAGAAAUGUAACGAGCGGAAAUGUCCAGUCAAUGGUGGAUACUCAGAGUGGAGCGCGUUUGGUGAGUGUUCGGUGACAUGUGGAGGAGGUAUAAAGACACGUACUCGUGAAUGUACCAAUCCUACACCAGACCUUGAUGGAAAGAACUGCACAGAUCUUGGGCCAAAUGAAGAAACACGUGCUUGUAAUACAGAAUAUUGUCCAACAAUAUUACCUCCAAGAACUAAACCACCAACUACGACAAAACAAACAACAACACCACAAACAACACCACCACAAACAACACCACCACAAACAACAACACCACAAACUACAGCACCACAAACUACAACACCAUCCACAACAAUACCACAGAACUCCAAGUCUACAGACAAAAAAUCCGAAUCCAAUAAAGAGCAAAACAAGGCUUCUGAACUGAAUCCAACAACAUUUGUAAGUUCCAUAGACUCGCAGCAAAAGAUUGUCGAAGAACCCGCCAAGUCCUACCAAGAAUCACUGCAGUCUACUGAAAUGCCUCUAAGCUCGACUGGACAGCCUUUGGACUUUAACGAAACUAUACCAAGUGUUGCCGGAAGAAAUGACACUAUCACUUCCUAAAAGUCUGGUCACUGAGUAUAGUUGCCUUUCCCUACCAACAACAAACUAGAAAAAUUAUUGCAAAUGCCUCGUUUUGUCUUUCCAGAUGAAAAUCAAUCCAAAAAAAGAGAGUAGAUUUAAGAAUUACUAGGAAUGUUUCUGAAUUAAGAUUGGAUACAUUUAGUGUUUGAUAUAUUAAAGCGAUAAGGGUUUCAGCUGAAGAAAUACACAGAAUCUAGAACCUGUUUAACGUCGAAGUCACCUGAAAAUAAAUCAAUAUUCUAAUAAUUAAUUAUGACCGCAAUGGAAACAUUGCACGCAUUCACAUAGACAGGACUAGCGGGGAAAACAAAGAUAACAUUUAUCGAUAGUUUUGCGCUUAACUUUCUUGCGUGCAGAUUGCAAUGCUUAUAACGUGUAUUGUCAAUGAAAAGAUUGGGAUCAUGAUGGUGCAAUCACAAGAUGCAUAAGAGGGGGAUCACACUAAACGUCACCCAGUUGGCUCACUUGGUUGAACAGCGGACUUCCUUUGGGAGAUCUGGGUUCGAACUGCAAAUGGUUAGACCUUCACGUAGCUCGGAUGGCCACGUAAAAUGGCGGUCCGGUCUCUCCACAAUAUAUAAACUUGCAUCAGAGUGACGUAAAUAAACCACUGAGGACGUAAAGCCGAAACCCUGGCAAUGACCUCCCUCAGUAGGAAAAAAAAUACUGUCCCGCUUACCUAUCUCAGGUAGACCAUCAAAAGAAGCUUGUUUCACAGGCUGAUAUUCAUCUCUUUUUAGUUUUAAAGGACGUGAAAAACUGCAUGAUAGAAGAGAAGAACAAAAUGACCUUAUUGGUUAGGUUUUAAAUUCUACCCAGAAAUGAGGCUCUUCUGCACCAGGAGCGUAGCAUGUUUUUAGCGACAACUACAUGGCGCUAGGCCUUUAAUGUUUUUUUUAACUUACACCAGUCCGCCAUAAUUACGUYCAAAGUGCUUUUGUAAAUCCUCAAGGAUUGGUUGGGAAUGUAAAGCCACAAAUUGGUCUCGACAAAUCUUGAAAAUAAAAAAAUAAAAAAGACGACAUAUUUCA